AUAGUUGAAUGUUGAAACCAAUAUGGACAUUUUAGCUAUCGAAUGAUCUAGUAGGGUUUUCAUUAUUCAGCCAUAUCGAUUCCUAGAACUAGAACGUUAUCGUCUUUUAUCUUUCUCUAAGCAUUGUGAAGUAUUGCGUCGUUAGUAUAGUAAGUCCUUCGUCUUCGUCUUCGUCGUACCCUGCUCUCGUUCUGCUCUCCCAAUUAUUUCGCUUCGCAUUCUUUCGCGUGCGUGUGCUUCGUGAAGUCCGUAUUUGCUUGAUAGUGUUGUAAUCGAAUUCGGUAUUAUAUUAUUCUAAACGUGUUCGUAUAUGCAUUUAGCUAUUUUCUUUUCGAUUUUUGGAACUUGAAACGAGUAUUUAUUUACAUUUCGUGUAUUUUACGUAAUUAAAUUACUUAUUAAUUGCAUCGUUUCAACUUCGACGCCGAAUUACCAUCGACCAUUAGAUGAAGAGUCGUUCUCGUUCAAGUUUGCAUUAUUGAUGUGCUGUUGGGAAUUUUUCAAAGCUGAUUCUACGAAUUGGCCAUCAUCGUUAAAACCUCGGAUUCUGCAGUAAAGCUGAAAAUGCCCAAAGUGAACAACCCCAGCGUCGCCAAAAGUUUGGUCUUAUACGAGGAUCCAGCCACUUUGCAACAACUCAGCGCCGUCAUCGUAUCCGCUGAGCUUUGGCGAACGCAAAUCGUAUCAGAUGAAGCUGUCGUUCGUCCUUUGAAGAAAGCCCUGCCAUCUGUGACGACCUGUAUACCUGGCGUAAAAACUAAAUACAAAGAAAUCAUCGACAAAUACGUCCAGCCAGUUCGACAAAGUUUAACCGACUGGCUGCCUUUGCACUUUCCGCGAGCUUUUCUCGCUCACGAAUACGAAUACAACGUUUUAAAGAAAUACUUCGAUCUGAUUUCUUGGCAGUCUGAUGGCUCCAUUCAUUACGAACGAACAGCCAAAGCGUUCAUCGAGUGUCAGCGUCCUGAGCUGAGCAUUAUGUGUAAAUACAAGUUAGCUUGUAUGUAUUGUUUCGAAGAAGAUAUUCAAGAGCUGUAUCCCAAGUUACCGAAAAUCUACCACGAACUCAAGACCGUUUUCUACAUAAGUAAUAAAUUCUUACGGUAUUGGGAUUGUCGUAUGGCUAACUCGCAACUGCAGACUGGAGGUUCCAUGGAGAUCGAGCUGUUCAAGAAACUAAAUCCGAAAACUUGGUCUGCCUGGUUAUAUUGCUGGACGCGUUUAUCCAACAAGGCGCAUAAAAUCGAGCAAAUCGUAGACCUGAUGGAGAUAAAAUACAGUAGAAGUUUGCAUCCCUACGUGAGAUUUUUACUGCCCAUGUUGAAUAACAGCCAAUUGAUGACGGUGCUGAAACGUUGUGGUAAGCAUUUAUUCAGCAUCUUGGCUCGUACACCGGAUAGUGUGAAAUUCGCGUUGCAGACUUGGCAUUACUUGAAGGAUUUCGUACCUGGGAGUAUUUACGUGAAGAUAUUCGAGAAUAUUCUAACCUCGGAUUUGGACCUAAACGCGAUUCAAGCGGUAUCGGCCACCGAAACCUUUAAAUCGUCUUAUUUCCUCAACCUCGAUAACUUGGCGAACGUGAAUGUGUCUUCUCUUCUGUACGAAAUUUGGCUCGAUAGUCCGGAUCGUUUGAAGAACCAUUUGAUCGUCGAAAACAGCGCCAAAGAUACGAUACUCGAAAUGUUGACCGAUAUGGAUAACAUGUUUACUAUCGGUACAACGUCUCGUGAUUUACGCCUUAUGCUCGAUUUACUCUCACGUAGAAGUUAUCUCGAAAAUGGACCAUUUUGGCGUAAGAAUUGGGAUCACGUGAUCAAAGGAGCGAAACUGACUGACGUAGAUGAAGCGAUGAAAUUAUGCUUCAAGAACGAUAAAGAAAUCGCCAAGUUCAAGCAAACUCAAAUGAUCUCCCAAUCGAAAAUCUCCUUUUACUGCAACGCGUUAGCCUAUCAAGGAUGUUUCGACAUGUUGAACGAUUAUUUCACCUUCUGUACGUCUGAUCGAACCGUCUUAGCCGAGUUGAAGAGAAAUAUCGUACGAGAUAAUAAAACGAUGAUAAAAUUUCUCCUAUCUUGCUGUCACGAUGCGGAUAAAAUGCGAGCUUUCGACGAUUUCAUCUCCGAUUUGUACCAGACACCCGAAAGUCGACAAAAAUUGAAAUAUCAAAUGAUCACCGAUGUGAGUAGCUUCGAAUGUCUGCUACAUUGGAUACCGUACGGUGCUCUGAAUCAAAUCAAGAAGCUGGUUUGUUUAUUUUUAACUAGCGAAACCCAAGUGCAAAUUGUCAAGGAGAAUUUGCUCGAACGUUGUCGCAGUGUUUUGAGCAAAGGUGGAUUUUCUUCGUUCAACCAGCGAAAUUGGAACGAAUUUUUAUUAUGGUGUUUGAACGAUGAUCAAAAACAGCUCGCGAUGUUCAAACAGUCGUUACCUGUUAAGGAUAUUUUUCGUGCUGUGUUCCUGAAAUGUGUGAAAAAGAUAGAUUCCUGUUUGAGUGAUGUUGUGUUUUCACGACUUGAUUGCAUCGAUGUGAUCGAUAAACUUGGGAAAAAACGAUCCUCGGGUGAUUCGAAGAAGAAACAGUCCGCAGAUGAUUCGAAGGAGGAACAAUCCGCAGACGAUUCGAAUAAAGACAGGGCAACUGAUGCUGAUACCGAUGUUGCUCGCCAAGCUGCAGACGAUGAUUUGGAAAAAGAUUGGAGCGAGAUCAUUCUAGACAAAUAUGGUUUUGUCGAUGAUGUUAUCGAUGAUUUUCAGAAAUUGGGUAAUUUCUUAUUGUGGUAUUUCAACGAUAAAUCCAAAGCUGACGAGUUCAAGGCGACCAGAUUCAAGAAACGAAAUGUUGUACGCAAGGUGUCCGAUUUCAAAAACGAUGGCCUUAUGUUGGUCGUACUUCAUUGGGUUUUUAAUCGAAAUUUAGCACAGAUCGAUGCUUUUGAAGUACCGGUUUAAUUUAAUUUUAUAAAUUUUUUUAUACUAUUCAUUACUCUUGAGAUCAUGAGGUGUCGAUUAGAAUGGUCCUGUUUGAUGAAUCAGUCCUCGGGUUCAUUUUUUGGAUUCAAAAGUCUAUUGCGUGAUCUCGAAAUCUCGGAAGAAAAUGAGGUGUAGAUUUUCAUCUUUAUUGAAGAAGAAAAAAAAUACAUUCUGCUAGUUAAAAGUAUUUGUUGAAAAUUUUGUUUCCGUUUUUCGAUCAAUUUACUUAAUCUUUUUGAGAUGCUCUAUUAUAUUUUUUUGAUAGAUUAUUUUCUUUUUAAUAAAUGCCUACCUGAAAACAGAAUUGCCGGUGGUUAUUUUUUAAUUUGCUAAUCACAUUUUUGAAAUGGUUUACGAGUUUGAAAUUUGUUUUCUUUGGAAGAUUCCUACUUAUUUUACGUUGUUAUUUUGCUCAUAAUUAUUCCAUUAAAAUGUAGAUGUUUGUUUUCAAAACGAAGUGAUAAUUGAAUAUGAAUAUAUUUUUGUAAAAUA
Messenger RNA from Planococcus citri (citrus mealybug), 3462 nucleotides. RefSeq lists its product as uncharacterized. The coding region runs from base 565 to 2949 and encodes 794 amino acids. The record is from RefSeq and is a predicted model, not a curated record. Lineage: Eukaryota; Metazoa; Arthropoda; Insecta; Hemiptera; Pseudococcidae. The transcript has 2 exons.